This is a messenger RNA of Trypanosoma conorhini, 2391 nucleotides long. Its product is annotated as putative telomerase-associated protein. The record is from RefSeq and is a predicted model, not a curated record. Gene Ontology annotation, cellular component: telomerase holoenzyme complex. The transcript has a single exon. Bases 1 to 2391 code for a protein of 796 amino acids. Lineage: Eukaryota; Euglenozoa; Kinetoplastea; Trypanosomatida; Trypanosomatidae. Gene Ontology annotation, biological process: telomere maintenance via recombination. Gene Ontology annotation, molecular function: telomerase activity; telomerase RNA binding.
AUGACGCAGCAACCGGGGGAGGAGGCGAAAUGGGGGCGCCACGCGGCGGUCGUUGACGUGCGUGAGGCGGAGGGCCGCGCGAGACCCGGCCGGCGCGCCCCCGAAAUCGAGGACGAGGAUGAGGACGGCAGCUCCGUCCGCUCCUUCGCGGGCGGCCCGGCGGCCGACCUGCGCUGCGAAAAGGACGAGCUCAUCAGCCGCGUGGGUGCGACGCUGAUGCAGGACGUGCAGUUUUCGCCGCAAGCCGCGUCGGGUGGGGCGCAGGCGCGUGCGGCGUACAAAAACGCCGCGCGCAUCGCCUCCCUCGCGCACGCGAUCAGCCUGGAGGACGGCGAGUUCGUCCUGAAGCUCGCCCUGUACGUCCGCCGCGACCUCAACAUCCGCCGCACCGCCGCCGUUUUGGUGGCCCUCAGCGCCUUUGAGCCGAAGUGUCAGCCCUUUCUGAGGUGCUACAUGCGCCGCAUCAUCUGCCUCCCCUCGGACUGGCUGAGCAUCGCCAACAUUGCCGUGGAGCAGCCGCACCUGCGCCUCUCGCAGCCAGCGGCGUCCACCAGCCAUGACGCGGCCUCCACGGCGUCGGAGCCCCAGCAGAGGGGGGAGGGGAGCGAGCGGCGGUCGCUGCCCAACGCACUGCGGCGCGCCCUCGUAGCGACCUUCACCAUGUUCGACGACCACUCCCUCGCCAAGUACAACACGGAGCGGGCCAGCAAGCGAAGAAGGAAGAAGCUGCGAAUGGAGGCACCCACGCCCGACAUCAAACCCAUGGGCCCACUGACGUUUAAAGACCACAUCCGCCGGCUGCACAUAUCACAGCCCGCGUACGCCGUCUGCUGUCUUCUGGGGAAGCGCUAUCCGGACACGGAGAAGGAAUUCAGAGAGCGUGGCCUGGAUGAGGGUGGCACGCGGGCGUUUGAUCCCCAGCUGCGUGGUCGCCGCAUGCGGCUGCCAACCCCAGUGACGUGGGAGAGGCAAGUGUCGAUGCGCGGGAAUCGCGGUACGGUCUGGGACGAGCUCAUUGCCAACAAUCACGUGCCGUUCAUGGCCAUGCUUCGCAACUUGCGGAAUAUCAUUCGGCACAAAUGCAGUGAAAACACCCACGCCGCUGUAAUACGGCGAUUGCUCUGCGAGGAGCAGGUGUUGGCGUCGCGGCAGUUUCCCUACCGGUUUCUCAGCGCUUUCAAGGCUCUUGAAGACGCAUUCGUGAAGGACUGCCAAGCCUGGGAUGCUCAAAUGAGGCUGAGGAAGAAGGAAGUUUUGCCAGAUCUCACCGACAACGAUACCCGCGGGCGUCUGCUGCGACGGUACAAUGAGGCAUUGGACAGGGCGGCGGAGAUUUCUAUGCGAGUCAAUAUCCCACCUAUUCGAGGAACCUCGCUUGUGAUCCUGUACGCAACCUCGGAUUUUGUGCACGAUUCCUCAGGUGGACAGCCGCAAUUUUACAAGGCCGUCCUCUUGGCGGUUGCCUUAAAGUACGCCUGCGAGCACUGUGUCGUACUGCUGGCAAGGAAGGGCGUGCACUGCGUGAUCGACGCGGACUUCCGCCGCGAGGAUGGCUUGCUGCACAACGUGAAAAGGGUAAAAAGUAUUUGCGAGGGGAUGGGAACUUCUGACGUAUCCGCCGUUAGAGGCAGAGCGCAGUCCACGCACAUCCGCGGCUUUCCCUACGCCUACCUAGACGACAUGCUUGAGCGUCGGGUGAAUCUCCAGUCCCUCGUCGUCAUGGGUCUCGCCCACAGCUGCUACUCUGGACAAAACGACGCCCCCUCGUUGGGGGAUCUGCCCGUCUACCUUGAACGCAUGCGGCGCACCUGCAACGAGGACCUCCUCUUCAUCUCUCUGCAGGCCUCGCUGGAGGAGGACGAGGCGGUAUCGUCGCGGUACCGCCACAAGAACGACGUGCUUUUGACCGGGUUUUCAGACGCCAUGCUGCGGUUUGUGGCGGAGCGUGUCUCGGGCGGGCCCCGGCGCUACGUUGAGCGGGCCGACGAGGUGUACGACGUUCACCGCGCGGCGGUGGUUCUCCCCGGCCGCGUGCCUGAGAAGGAGCUACAGACGCUGAAGCGCGUGCUCGCAGUCGAGCGGGGGCGUCGGGCGUACAACGGCAGCGCCGCAACGAAGUCGCUCUCGGAGGGAGGCCUGACCGACACCCAGGGCAGCUCGGCGGCGGGACGUGCAAGUGCAGCCUCAACGCCGCCGCCGUCGUCGCCGCUGCAACUGCUGACUCUCGCUUCGGCGAAAGCAAUGGCCGAUCCGGCGCGUGCGACUACGACGACGACGACGACGACGAAGGCAGCGGCGCCCGCUACACCCAUACGGGGGCUCCCGCCGGAACGCGGAUUCCUGUCGACCCACCAAGAGUGUCGCUUUUUUUCUCUCCUCAACCUUCAUUGA